Carassius auratus (goldfish) is the source of this 2453-nucleotide messenger RNA. RefSeq names its product ring finger protein 223 (gene rnf223). Gene Ontology annotation, biological process: protein ubiquitination. The transcript has 2 exons. Gene Ontology annotation, molecular function: ubiquitin protein ligase activity. NCBI's taxonomy places the organism in Eukaryota, Metazoa, Chordata, Actinopteri, Cypriniformes, Cyprinidae. The record is from RefSeq and is a predicted model, not a curated record. Bases 452 to 1096 code for a protein of 214 amino acids.
AAAAGAGGAUGUGCAGAUGAACAGAAUGAAAAUGUUAUACUAUGAAUAUUCUUGCCUUCAUCCCAACCCUCCGCCUCCCCCGUCUCUGGCACUCCCUCAAGGCCGUGUUAUUGUUCCUGCCUAUCAGUGUCAUUUCCAUAGUGAGUGCUGAAAGAGAGUGGAUAGAUUGAGGCAGGUGAGAGUGGACAGGAGACACUCAGAAGGAGCGCGGCAGGCACAGGCAGCCCACCUGCGUUCAGCUCCACUUUUAACAGACUCCUGAGAGGUGGACACUACAUUAUCAAGAGGAUUGCUGACAGCUCCAGUUCUGAUAAUGCAUUUGUGUCCUUAGGGAGGCGAAGUGAUGAGAAGAUAAAAGAGGGAACACUGGAACAGGGAGAAAACUAGAGCUCAAGUUAUCAGAACAGUGAAUCCACAAGAGGAAGAGCGUGGAAGGCCAUAUUCCUGGGAAAUGGAGCCGAGCCAUGUGUUGUGGCACACCCAGGUGGUCCCACUAGAAACAGACCUGGACAGGGUGAGCUCUCAUCCCGAGUGCUCCAUCUGCUUCAACACCUACGACAACGUCUUCAAAACGCCAAAACAGUUGGACUGCACUCACACCUUCUGCCUCGAGUGUCUCUCCCGCAUUAUGACCACCUCCAUGGACCCCCAAAACUCUAAAAUCUCCUGCCCCUUCUGCCGCCAGCCCACUACCAUCCCAAAAAGGGGGCCUCCGGCUUUGACCACCAGCCAGGAGGUGCUGUGUCGCCUGCCCGUCCACCAGCAGCAAGAGGAGCCUGUGUGGCUGGAUGGGGAUAGACUGUGCUACCAACAACCAAUAGGUGUUCCAGGCGUGCCAGCAUUCUGCAUCUGUGUCGAUAUUGGGGCCAGUGGACAAAGCGCCAUCUCUUCUUCCCAAACUCGACCGCGACUUGGGCUUCUGGAACGGCUGAUGGAUUGGAAGCGUUUGCUUCUCUUUAUAUUCCUCAUGAUGCUGCUGCUGGGGAUCGUUCUGUGGCCCCUGCAGUGCAUCGUCACGACGGGCUCCAUGCGUUGUGCGCCCCAGAACUUGCAGAUAUCUACUACCACACCUUCUUCUACUACAGUCAAUGUAUAAGUCAGACAGACACGUCUAGAUGGAUAUUGGACUUGCUAAAUCAAGAUGACUGGUGUCAGUUUACAUCCAUACCUUUGUGCAAAGCCUGCUGGGUGCUAAAGGACUAAAGGCAAGCAUGCAGAUGGACUGUGGUGAAGACCGAAGAACUGUUAUUGGGAUCAUGUGAAGGAGCGUGACAAAACUGAUCGAUGAUCAACAUUGAUCAAAACAAAUCUUUACAAAACAAAAGCAAAACCGAUACAAAGUGCAGACACAUUAGGGAAGUUCUGGUGCAGAUUUGCAGUCGGUAGUGUAAUGAUGUCAUUGAAAGUAACUUGUAAAUUUGUCCUAAUGAAAUGAUUGGACUUUGCCCAUGAGAAACAGUAAAUGUGGCCGCAACUCCAUCCAAUUUACUUGUACAUUGAUGUAUAUAUUUUAUCUGAUUGUAUUACAUUUCAUGAAGAGUAUCCUGUUUACAAAAAAUAAAUCAUCGUUGCUGUGAACCGCAUGAGGAAGUUCAAGGAAUGGUGUCAUGAAAUAUUUUUCAGUUUUAAUAGGUGCAAUAUUCAUGAUAUUGCUGAUAACUCAGACAAAGGGAAGGAAAAGCAAACAGGUUCACGUGGCCCUAAUUUAUCACUUCCUGCUCUGGGACGGUUAAACGGACACGCCUCAAAGAAUAACCGCCUGAAACCUAAACCCUGCGGCGACGAGUGCUCUGAAAACACUCACACCAAUGUAAACUCCUGCACUGUGUGUGUUUCUUAGGGAUGCAUUAUCAGUUUCCUACUUCCAGGUGUAUUUAUAAAAAAAAUAAAUAAAAAAAAAACAUGUUAUUAAAGCCUAAAGAGAUAAGGAAUUGAUAAAGAGGGAAUGAAGUAAAAAAAAUAAAAUGUUUGUUUGGAGCAAGGUGAAAUGAGUCAAAGACAAUUAGUAGAAAGUUCCCAGUGUAUACUUUAUUAUGCAGUAACUAGUCCUGUAUUGUUAUUUGAGAUGCAAGUCUUAACAUCAGCUUUAUCUUUCAGGGCAAAAGGCAUUUGAGGCAGAACCAGUGCAAUAGGGAACACAGUCUUUAUCACACAAGGACAAUCAGCACGACACAACUCAGAUCAAACCGACUGAUCACCAACUGAGAUUAUAAAAGCCCAUCAAUACAGUAUUCAAGUAAAUUUAAAAAGAAGACUUGAAAACUGUGAUAAUGCAAGCAGAUAGCUUUAUAACUGUUGAUAUUUUGUAUAAUAGUAGAAGUAAUAAUAAUAAUAAAACAUUUUAACAUCGUCAAAUGCUAAACGGCUGUGAAUAUUUCCAUCAAUGUAUUAACGAACAAAUGAAAUGUACAGUUUGCAACAAAUCAACAACUGACCCAAUAAAAAAAAAAAAA